Molecule: messenger RNA, 2239 nt
Organism: Penaeus chinensis
Lineage: Eukaryota; Metazoa; Arthropoda; Malacostraca; Decapoda; Penaeidae
Product: enoyl-CoA delta isomerase 2-like
Exons: 9
Coding region: 90-1283 (397 amino acids)
Molecular function (GO): fatty-acyl-CoA binding
Source: RefSeq, a predicted model, not a curated record
GUCUCUAUCUCCUCCCAGCCGGUUGUUGUUUUCUUCAAUCAGCUGAUCCCGUUUCCUUCUCACAUUAUUUUCGUAAAUUAUUCGCGAAUAUGGCUUCUCUACGCUGUAUGACGGGGCUCGCUUCUGUGUACAAACGAGGAAUUGGGGCCGGCUUCGGCUUGGCUUCCCACCAGCUUGCUCCAGCAUGGGGUGCAGCAACAACACAAGUAAGGCUGAUGAGUGCCCUCAGUCCAGAGUUUGAGUCGGCGAAGGCGAGGCUUGGGACUCUGUCGGAAGACCCAGGCAAUGAGGCCAAGCUGAAGAUCUACGCCCUGUUCAAGCAGGCCACUGUGGGGGCCGUGAAUUCCAAGCGGCCGGGCAUGAUGGACUUUGUGGGCAGGGCCAAGUGGGACGCCUGGAAUAGCCUCGGCAACAUGAGCCAGGAGGAGGCACAGAAGAACUACAUUGCCUUCGUGAAUUCUCUGGCUGGGGCCGAGGAAGAGCAAGCCAAAGCACAAGAAGAAUCGGGUCAGAAAUACAAGAACUUGCUGGUAACUUGCGAGAAUGGGUUGCGGACCAUCACCCUAAACCGACCGUCCAAGAUGAAUGCUAUCACUGUGGAGAUGUAUGAGGAAUGGAUUGCUGCCCUCAAAGAAGCUGCAGACGACCCAGCCACAGUCAUCACAGUGACGACAGGAGCGGGCAACUACUACUGCUCGGGCAAUGACCUCUCCAACUUCGCCAACAUUUCUCCAGAGAACAUGCACGAACACUCGAAAAAUGCUGGAGUUUUGCUCAAUAGGUUUGUGUCAGCAUUCAUCGAUUUCCCAAAGCCUCUCAUUGCAGUCAUUAACGGCCAUGCCAUUGGUGUGUCUGUCACUGUCUUGGGACUUUAUGACGCCGUCUAUGCCACAGACAAGGCGACUUUCAACACGCCAUUUAGUAACCUCGGCCAGUCUCCUGAAGGGUGCUCGUCCUUUACCUUCCCCAAGAUCAUGGGGCCUGGCAAGGCAAAUGAGUUGCUGCUCUUCAACAAGAAGAUUACCGCCCACCAGGCUUGCGACCUAGGGCUGGUCACAGAGGUGUUCCCCGAUGCCAGCCUGCAGCAGGAGAUCUGGCCGAGAUUGCAGGCCUAUGCAAAACUGCCGGUCAAGUCUUUGGUUUAUUCAAAGGCCUUGACACGUGACAUUGAAAAGGAUGUGUUGCACAAGGUGAACGACAUGGAAUGCGACCGGCUGGUUGAGCGCUGGACCUCGGACGAUUGCAUCAAGGCCAUCAUGAACUUCUUCAGCCGCAAGAAGUAGAUCGGCCGAUUGCAGACACUUGCCUUCCUCCUCGAGUUCCGUGAUUUCCUUUUUCAUAGGAUUAUUUGUUUUAGAUUUUUAUUUUUGUGUACAUAUAUGACGGAGAUAUCUUCACGGUUAUAUGUGCAGGGGAUCUGAAAAAUCGUGUAGUUCAUUAUUGAAUGUUGUUAUUAUUAUUGCUAUUGUUGUUUUUAUCAUUAACAUUAUUAUUUUUUCUCUGUAUUUUUUUUUUUUUUUUUUUUUUUUUUCUGAGAGUACAAUUUGAAAAUUACCUCUCACAUAGAAAAUAAUUAUGGAAAUGUAUAUUUUCCCGGUGCAUGUUAACAAGUUUCAUAGAUUUUAGCAAAAUAGUUACUGAAUAUAGACCUUAUUUUUAGCUUAUCAGCAAAUGUGCCUAUUCUUCUGGCUUGAUUUACAAUAUUAUGAAUAUUAAUGUAUAUUCACACAUCUUAAAAAAUAAUAAAGGUAACUUUGUUAUUGGCAAAUCAUUAGUUAAAAAUCAGAGUGAAAAAAAACAGAAGCAAGCAUUAUUAAAAAUAUCAUUUUUAAAACACUCAAAUUGUAUUAAAAACUCUAAGAACUUUAUUCAUUUCAUCAUAUUUUUGUAUAAAAAAAAAUAAAAAAUACUUGAAUUAUUGAAACCCCUGGUGAAGUUAAUGACCUUAUGAGAAUAGAAGCCUUGUUGCUUAUAUAGAAGGGAGUUGAGUUGUAGUAACAGUCAUAUUUCAUGUUUCUUCAGAAUUACAUUGUCAUGUUAAACAAAAACUAGAAAUAAAUAUAUCACAAGAAUUAGAUUAAAUAUUUGAAACUAUUUUGUUUAUAUGGCAUGAUUUUUUUUUAAUAUGCAUGUACCUUUGCACAGGCAAUUAUCAAUGCAAUUUCUUGUUAAAGCAAAUAUCAAUGCAAUUAACUGUAAAUAAACCUCUUGAUAAUAUAUAUUUUGGCAAAUGUUGUUA